Molecule: messenger RNA, 2952 nt
Organism: Falco peregrinus (peregrine falcon)
Lineage: Eukaryota; Metazoa; Chordata; Aves; Falconiformes; Falconidae
Product: keratin, type II cytoskeletal 80
Exons: 9
Coding region: 255-1724 (489 amino acids)
Biological process (GO): intermediate filament organization; keratinization
Cellular component (GO): keratin filament
Molecular function (GO): structural constituent of skin epidermis
Source: RefSeq, a predicted model, not a curated record
AAGCCAACAGGUUGAUCUGGAUUACAUCAACGGUUACACCCUCCUCCGUUUAAUGAACAUAGGAGAACAGGUGCUUGUAAUUCAUUAGCCAACCCACAAGCAGAGGAGACAGGAAUUAAGCCGACCAAACUCCUCAGCGUGCCACUACUCUCCUUCCCUUUGAGGCAGCAGCAGCAGCAGCGAGAAAACUUCAUCUCUUUUUUUUUUUUUCUCCCCCUUUCCCUCCCCUCGAGCUGCAGAGCCACAAGCUGAGCAUGACUAACCCCUGCAAAGCCUUCACCAGUGGCUCCCUCUCCUCCUGGGAGGUGUCAGGGAAGAUGAGCAGAGGAAAAGCAGCCGGCCCGUCCCCGGAUCGCCUGGGCCGCUGCAGUCCCAGCGGGUUUGCCAGCAACGGCUACAGCUCUCUCAGCCUCCAUGGAGAUGCUGGUUAUGGAUGCUCCCCCUACCCCUCCUUCUCCAUCAACGAGAGACUCCUGGCCCCCGUGCACCUCGAUAUCGACUCGGACUUCCAAGCCAUGCGGCAGCAGGAGAAAGAGGACAUCAAGUUGCUCAACAACCAGUUCGUGACCCUAAUUGAGAAGGUCCAGUGCCUGGAGCAGCAGAACAAGAUCCUGACAACAAGGUGGAACUUCCUGAAGGAUCAAGACAACUCCCACUCAGAGUCUGACAUCAAGGCCAUCUACGACCAGUACAUGAGCAAAAUGAAUCAAGAGAUGAAGGCACUCAACUACGAGCAGGAAAAUCUUGAGGCAGAGCUAACAAGGGUCCUGAACACCAUGGAUAACUUCCGAAGCAAAUACGAGGAUGAAAUUCGCCUCUGUAGCGGCAUGGAAUACACCUUCACGGAGCUCAAAAAGGAUUUAGAUGUGAGCUCCUUGCACAGAACUGAGCUGGAGGCAAAACUCAAUGGGCUCCAAGAGCUGAUGGAAUUGAAAAAAACCGUCUAUGAGCAGGAACUCGAGGAGCUGCUGACAGAAAUUAAGGACAUUUCUGUUGUACUGGGAAUUGACAAUGCAUGCAAACUUGAUCUGAGCAGAAUUGUGGAAGAAGUGAGGGCCCAGUAUGAAGCCCUGGCUCUUCGGAGCUGGGAGGAGGCUGAAGCACUUACCAGGAGAAAGCUGAAUGAAGGAAGCACCCAGUCAGGCACCUACAGCAGUCACCUCCUUGACAGCCGACGGGAGAUCGCAGACCUGAACAUACAGAUCCAGAAACUGAGGUCCUGCAUUGUGUCCCAAAAGAGCCAGUGCCUGUACUUAGAGGAGCAUAUCAAAGAAGCAGGAGAGCACGGUGAGAUGGCCCUCAAGGAUGCCAAAGCCAAACUGGUCAAGCUAGAAGAAGCCCUACAGAAGAGCAAGGAGGAUAUGGCUCACCUGGUGAAAGAGUAUCAGGAGCUGAUGAACAUCAAGCUGGCACUUGAUGUGGAGAUUCUCACUUACAGGAAGCUGAUGGAAGGGGAGGAGAGCAGCAUGGAGCAACCAAUACCCACAGUCAUCAGCACCAUCCGCUCCAGACCAAAGCACCUUUCUGCCAGCACCUUGAGAAACUCCAAGCUGUUUGCCAGAGGAACACACAGCACCAACGGUGAGACGAAGCCAGACGGAGCCAGCACAAAGAUACUGCCCUCUAGAAGCCACAGUGCCACCACAGUGCCACCUGAAGCAGAUGCCUUCAUCAGCAGCGCCCGGCCAAAGCUCAGUUCCUUGCCCACUGAAGAAUGCUCCUAGGAGAAACGGAGCCUCACAGCAUGAACGCCAGGCCUGUUGGCAUCUGUAGCCAAAUGAGGCCAAAGCACUUUCUCCUGAACUCAAGCCAACGUCUGGAGUGGACUCUGGUCCUUUGUUCCUCAGGCUGUCUCUUUUAGUUUGCCUUUACAACAUCCCAGCUAACAGCAACAUUAUCAGUUACAAGCAUAAACCAACCCAGUAUUUUAGAGAUUCUCCCAUUUUUACAUUAACCACACCAGCAUCUUCCUCCCUAGGUCUGUUUCCCCAGAAGAUCUGCAUUCACAGCCUCUGACACCUACCUACAGGAAGCCUGGCAGGAGGGGAAGCAUCGUUACACCAGCAGCCAGGCACCCCCGGCCCAGCCAUUGUAUCAGUAUUACAAAAUCAUUCUCUCUGCUCUGUCCCUGCUCUGUGCAGGUCUGUGAGGUAUCCACCGAUGUGGCUUUCACAGGAAGGCAGCACCAAGCUUUCCAAACCCAGCUGGUGGGGAGAUGCAGGUGAACAACCUGAGCCAGGUGGAUUUGCAUAUCUGAUGACAAACAUGCUGGCUGUAAUGGGGGAUCCUUGGCCACCUCAGAGUAUUUAACUGAUUUCACUGCCUUUUGGGUGGCCCCUUGUUCCUCCCCAUGCCGCCAAAGCUAAAACUCCUCAAAACUUCUAUUUAAGCUAUCUCUCUAACAGAGAGCAUCUGUUGGUCUCCCCUAAAGGCCCUCCAGACUCCACACACAUGGUGCUAGGUCCUACAAAUGGCACGUUGGUUCCCAUUUACAACAAGUAGGACUUGUCUUUGUAUUUAUUGAACUUACACAGCAGCUUUUACCUUACCUGGCUGACACUUCCAACGCACACCAGUCCCGUCACACCAAAGCUACUAGAGCCAACUCUGUAGAUGCCAUGUCGCCCUGCGAGCUAGGUGGGGGGAAUGUUCUGGCCUCAACAGACAUUUCCACAGCCCUCUUGCAUAAACCAGCGUCGACAGUGCCCUGCAGUAUUUCCUUUUACGAGGCCAGGCUCUGGCCUCAGCCGCUGCCAUGCAGCCCCACUUGAGUUCCCAGAUUUUGAGUUCACAGGAGGAGUUGUUAAUAGUCUCUUGGCAUAUUUCCAUUGAGUGCAUCACAGUAUUUGCGCACUUCUGUAGGAUAGACUACUAACAUAGUGUCUAUGUAACCAGAACACUGGCUCUCUGGGGUUAUGGCUGUUCUAAUAAAGUACAGAGUGUCAUACAGCA